UUUCCAACAUUUUUCUAGGCCAAAUUAAGCUUUGAGAGAUCAUAUAUCCUUGCUUUACAGGCUUAGAGCUACCUAGCUAGCUAGGGUUUCAAAUUAAAUGGGGAGGUCUCCAUGCUGCGAAAAGGUGGGUUUGAAAAAGGGACCGUGGACUCCAGAAGAAGACCAAAAGCUCUUGACUUACAUCGAAGAGCAUGGCCAUGGAAGCUGGCGAGCUUUGCCAGCAAAAGCAGGGCUCCAAAGAUGUGGGAAGAGCUGUCGACUGAGGUGGACGAAUUACCUGAGGCCCGAUAUCAAAAGAGGAAAGUUCAGUUUGCAAGAAGAGCAGACCAUCAUUCAGCUCCAUGCUCUUCUCGGAAAUAGGUGGUCAGCUAUAGCAACCCAUCUGCCGAAGAGGACAGACAACGAGAUCAAAAACUACUGGAACACACAUCUCAAGAAGAGACUAACCAAGAUGGGCAUCGACCCGAUGACUCACAAGCCGAAGCACCACGAGGGUCUCAGCUCUGGCAGCGGCCUUGCGAGGGACACUGCCAACAUAAGCCACAUGGCUCAGUGGGAGAGCGCCAGGCUCGAAGCCGAGGCCAGACUGGGCAAGGAAUCCAAGCUUGGCAUCACCAACGCUAACCCUCUCCAACACCACCUCAUGAUCAGCAGCUCCCCCAACCCUGCUCACCAUGUAGUACACGUCAGCAAGGCCCCGCUGGCGCUUCCGUGUCUGGAUGUGCUGAAAGCAUGGCAAGGGGCAUGGUCGUUGACUACAAAGUCAACAAUAAGAGACAACGUUAACAGUAUGGUGUUUUCAGGUGGUUCUCUGACGGCCGUGGACGACCUUGAAUCUCCGACGUCCACGUUGAACUUCCCGCACGUUAAUAACGCGUUUAAUCCUCCUCCCAUGCAAAACAUAAACAAUAUUGUUCCAUGCGAGUCCGGGUUGUUGCAGGACAAUGAUAAUGUUACCUAUGGCUGUACGGAUGUUAGUGCUGCAUGGUUUGCGGACAAUUAUAGGUCAGGUAGUAUUGAUGAGGAGGAGAAUGUGAUUGUGCCAACUGGGCUUUCAAGUAUGAUCAUAGAGGAUUUCACGGAUGUUUUGGUUUACAACUCAGAGGAUCAUCAGCAGAACGCGUCUCUGGGAGGACAUAUCUCCGAAAAUGGCGUCGGCGGCAAUGGAAGCUGCGGCGGUGACGCGUUUGAAGAGAACAGGAGUUACUGGAACAGUUUACUCAAUUUGGUUGAUACUUCAUCGUCUGGAUCGCCUGUGUUUUGACUUUUUAGAGUCUAGGUAAGGUAACUGUUAGGGAUCGGAGGGUUGAUGAUUAGCGACUAAUUUAAUUAAGUGUAAUAAGGAGUUGUUGCCUUUAGUUUUAAGUAACAAGUUGUUUGAUCAACCAGAAGAUAACAAUGUUCUAUUAGUUUGUUUGAUUAUGCAAGAAACAAAAUCAUUUACAAC
Messenger RNA from Pyrus x bretschneideri (Chinese white pear), 1447 nucleotides. RefSeq names its product transcription factor MYB16-like. The coding region runs from base 98 to 1264 and encodes 388 amino acids. The record is from RefSeq and is a predicted model, not a curated record. The transcript is spliced from 3 exons. NCBI's taxonomy places the organism in Eukaryota, Viridiplantae, Streptophyta, Magnoliopsida, Rosales, Rosaceae.